Messenger RNA from Cynoglossus semilaevis (tongue sole), 2640 nucleotides. RefSeq names its product TOX high mobility group box family member 4 a (gene tox4a). The record is from RefSeq and is a predicted model, not a curated record. The transcript is spliced from 9 exons. NCBI's taxonomy places the organism in Eukaryota, Metazoa, Chordata, Actinopteri, Pleuronectiformes, Cynoglossidae. Gene Ontology annotation, cellular component: nucleus. Gene Ontology annotation, biological process: regulation of transcription by RNA polymerase II. Gene Ontology annotation, molecular function: chromatin DNA binding. The coding region runs from base 489 to 2501 and encodes 670 amino acids.
UCGGAAACAAAACACAGGCAACAUAAAUUAUUUGCCCUAAAAUAUCUUAUGUCGCUUGAUUUAACGUACACGUUAAAUCGAAACAUUUCCGACGGUACAUGAACGCAGCUGUUGCUCGUGUGUUCUUCGAAAAGAUGCUAUUCGCUGAUGCUAGCUAGCGCCGCUGCGGCGGUUGUUAGUGAGUUUUUGUUAGACCCCCUCUAUAAAUCGCAACUGUUUUAUAUUAAAAUUAUUGCAGUACUACCACUAACAGCAUGUGGUUGAUUCCAGACUAAAGCUGCGAAUCUGUAUUCCUUUCCCUUCGGAAAAGGUCAUUCUGAUUCUCUAAAUUACCUUGCUAGCCGGCAGCGGUUAGCUUGCUGGUUAGUGAUUAGCCCCGCAAGUCGAUUCAAACACAACUGAAUCUAAAUGGGGCUUUUCCCCUAAAAAAAAUCUAUACUUCAUACAGAUUAAAACGUGUAUAUUAGUUAUUAAGGAAAUAUUCUAUCAUGGAUAUUAAUUUUUACUCAGACCUUUCAGAUGCACAGAAUGUUGAUACGGAGUUUUUGGACAGUCAAGCAUAUGGAGGAUACUCCGGGGAGAACAAGUUCGCAGAAGGCAACGACAGCUAUAUGACUAUCAGUGGACCUGGUCACCCGUUUCUGUCUGCUGAGCAGACAUUUCAUACCCCCAGUCUUGGGGAUGAAGUGUUUGAGAUGCCUCCCAUCUCCCUGGACCCAGACCCAGCUUUGGGCAUCAGUGAUGCGGUGUCUCCUUUUGAGCUGACAGAUGGAUCAGAUGGUACUGAGGGUUCUACAACCUCCCGGAGUCUCGUGAGCAACUUGGUGGUGGAGGCCAAUGACCCCUCCUUUGCCGCCACCUAUGUGAACUCUGGGUCUCAGGGCACUGAUCAGCUGAACCUUGGGUCACUCGGCCAGUCUGGAGGUGGAGCCCUACUGAGCUCUUCAGCUUUGGAAAUGGGUAAUUCCAGUGGUUCACACUUCAGCAGUUCAUCUCCAAUGACCAUUGACGUUCAGCUCGGUGACAUUGGUCCUGGGCUUUUGGGGAGCAGUCAUCUGAGCACCAUCAACCAGUCAGAACUGGCACUGGGUCUAGGAGGCGACUCCAUAGGGCAUCACUCAGAUACACUGGAGCAGCCGCUGUCAGCGACUCCGUCUCCGGCUGGUUCUCUGCAGGAUGAGGACAUGGAUGAUUUUAAGAGGAGUGUGCUGGUAGACUCCCCCAUGUCCAUAUCCUCCUCCGUCCUGUCCCACCUGUCCUCCCACCCAGCUCCUCUGUCCUCCGUCUCCCCAUCUAUGAUCAGGAAGAGUGGGGGGAAACCAGCCACACUGUCUCCAGCCAAUAGCAUGGUGGGAGCCAAGAAAGGACGGAAGAAGAAGGAUCCGAAUGAACCGCAGAAGCCGGUCUCAGCUUAUGCCCUGUUCUUCAGAGACACCCAAGCAGCCAUUAAAGGCCAGAACCCUAACGCUUCCUUUGGGGAGGUGUCAAAGAUUGUGGCCUCCAUGUGGGACAGUCUGGCCGAGGACCAGAAACAAGUGUACAAGAAAAAGACUGAAGUAGCCAAAAGAGAGUAUUUAAAAGCCCUGGCGGCUUACAGAGCCAAUCAGCUGUCACAGCCUGCCACUGAGGAGAUGGACACUGCUCCUUCACCACCUCCACCUGCCAUUAACUCCAACCCUGCAGCCCCUCCCUCUGCCAGUCAACAAACAAUCCGUCUAGCGAGCACCCCUGCUGAGGAGAACACCAUCACCAACAUUUGUAUGUCAAACAUCAUCCUGGACGUCCCUGAGAGGACCUUACGGUCCCACACAGGUGCAAACAAAGCCCCAGCAGCAGCAGCUGCUCCACCAGCGCAGACCAUCACCAAGAUCAUAAUCCCAAAACACAUCCUGCAGGCGGGGGGGCAGUUGGUGACGGUGUUACCUGGAGGAGUCCGCACCUUACAGCCAACGCUGCUGGUGUCGGGCGGGCCUCGUCAGCCUCCUCCGCUGCAGCAGAUGCAGAACGCUCCUCCACCGCCGCGGCUCCAGCAGAUGGCACCGGCACCUCCACCGUUACAGGCCAAGCCUCGUGAGGGUGGUGCUGCGGCACUGUCUGUCACAGCUACGCCUCCGCCGCCGCUUCAGAUAAAAAUAGUUCCCACUCCAGUGCAGGGCAAAGAUGAACUCCCCAUUAUUGUCCCCAAAACAGUAGCUGCCUCCUCUGCUGUGGCCUCGACAUCCCAGAAUGCACCUGUGGUGUCAGUGCAGGUGGUGAAUUCAGCGGAGGUGUCCGGAGGUGCAGAUGAAGAUGAAGUUACAGAAGUGCUGCACACAGAAGAGGAGGACAUGGAGGUGACGGGGUCCAGCGUGUGUGUGAGGACGGGGUGUAACAACCCAGCCGUGGAGAGUGAAGACUGGGACAAAGAGUAUUGCAGCAAUGAAUGUGUGGCCAAUCACUGCAGAGACAUUUUCAUGGCCUGGUGUUCCAUCAGGAAUCAGAGCAUUGGAACAGUGAAGUAAAGAAGAGGAUUUCAUGUCCUGCCACAUUGUUGAAUUUUUUUCUACAUUCUGUAGGUUGAACAGAUGCUGUUGAUGACAAUAAAAAUGUAGUUUUAAUAAAAACAGCACUGGUGUCAGAGCAGAAGAACCAGUGCCAGUA